Messenger RNA from Sycon ciliatum, 1499 nucleotides. RefSeq names its product fatty acid hydroxylase domain-containing protein 2-like. The transcript has 4 exons. Bases 252 to 725 code for a protein of 157 amino acids. The record is from RefSeq and is a predicted model, not a curated record. Lineage: Eukaryota; Metazoa; Porifera; Calcarea; Leucosolenida; Sycettidae.
GUAUCAUGAAACAUGGAAAUCGAAACACUGAUGUUUGCAGCUCACCCAGGGGCUCUGUGAUCAUGACACUUUGAUGGAGUCCGUUGUCUUAUCAUGCACCGCGUACCACGUGUGUUGUGUCUGUUUUCCGCAGGCACCUGACAGAACUCUGGGAUGCAUCGAGUCAGUUCUGGCAGCACAGAUGGAACCAGCUCUAUCACGAUGUGGCGGGAGGCAACGAGUUCCUUCUAUCUAGCCUUCUAUGGAGUUCCAUGGUCGCCUUCUACUGGUUGUUCAAUGCAUUCUUCAUCUUCGUGGAGCUGACUGGAACCCCUUCGAGCAUCUUGCAAUAUCGUAUCCAGCCUAAAAAGAAGCCAGCUGUGGUGGAAUGGCAGACGUUCAAGAAGUGUUUGAAGGUUGUCCUCUUAAACCAGUUGGCUGUGGGUUAUAGCAGCCAACUUGCACUCUACUGGAUCUUCCAAAAGCGCGGCGGAUUAUUUGCCGAGACCCUGCCGUCCUUCCAGUGGUGCUUGGUGGAGCUGGCAAUCUCUAUGUUUAUCUUUGAGGUGAUUUUCUUCUAUUCGCACCGGUUCAACCAGAACUUUGGCAUGCUGGGGAUCUUUGAUUUUCUGUAUGGCACGGACAGUCGCUUCCGUAAAUCAAAGUCGUACGAGCGCCAUUCCAUGCUACUUGGCACCACCCCAGCCAACGUUCUGAUUCCGGACGAACCAAAGAAAUGCCAGUAAAAGGUCAAGUCGGCAGUGCAUGUGCGUGUGUGCACCCUCACUGCUGUUGCUAGUCUCCUCACAGUCCACCCUUGACCGUCCCAUCCUCCAGUUUCAAUGGUAGUAUUGUCACUACUCUACAUGUACGUGUAUUGUAACAUACCUCCAUCAAUGCUAGUCACAUGGCAAAUUCCACUUAGCUACCGUGACUACUUCAGGCAUGCCUUUGAUAUUAUUAUUUUUAUUCACAUAGCUAUGGGUAUUUUUGUGGCAAAUUCACUAGUGCCCUAGCUCGGCCCAAUCUGUGUUCUAUCAUGGGUGGUUAAAUAACGACAUCGCAUUGUUCAAUCUUCCAGUCCUAUCAGUGACAACUCUCAUAGCCAAUGUGCAUUGUUUCCGACGGCGAUCACCAAGAAGUUAUGUUCUCUUUCUCACCUAGGGCCGUUCACAAUUUGUUUUCCAUUUCAAUUUCCGCCCUUUCCGCCAUCCUGGAAGCAUGGAGAGGGACAGUACCGGUAUUAUAAAUAUUUUUAAGUUACAAGCGGGGCAUUGGCUAUGUCAUCACUCAUCAGUACUACUUUCCGGCUGUACUGCUGUGACAUCACUACUACUUUCCGGCUGUACUGCUGUGACAUCACUACUACUUUCCGGCUGUAAUGCUAUGACAUCAGUACUACUUGCUCCCAAGUCACUCUGUUUUCUGUACCCGACUACCGGUACUUAAUUGUGUCACUAUUCAAGGUACUUUAUACUUGAAGUACUACGCUUACUUCAUACAAAGUGUUGAAAUUUGAA